Molecule: messenger RNA, 1872 nt
Organism: Mugil cephalus (flathead mullet)
Lineage: Eukaryota; Metazoa; Chordata; Actinopteri; Mugiliformes; Mugilidae
Gene: leap2
Product: liver-expressed antimicrobial peptide 2
Exons: 3
Coding region: 367-678 (103 amino acids)
Biological process (GO): antimicrobial humoral immune response mediated by antimicrobial peptide; defense response to bacterium
Source: RefSeq, a predicted model, not a curated record
GCAAACACAUCAUGUUACAUUCUAGCUGGAUAAGAGAGAUAAAGAGAAAGACAUGGAACGUAGGGGGACGGACUCCCUCCCCCUUGCUCACCCUCUCCUGGGAUCAUGGCCUGACUAUAUAAAAAGAAGCCCAGCCUUAUUGGGAUUGCUGAGUCAGCCUGACUUGAAGAGACGCUCUCCAAACCUGCGACUGAUCAAAAACCUGACUUGAAACAACCUCCAGACAAACCACUCGGACUUAAAGUUGCCCGAGCGAAGUCGCCCACUGAGGUGUUGGAAAUCAAGGAGUUCUGCCUGAUUGAGGUCAAGGUUUUGGAGGCAGCAGGUCACAAGGAAGAAAGGAAGGAAGGAACGUCAGCUGAAAAGAUGCAGGAGAAAGGCUUUUUCACCCAAAGCAAAGCUCCAGUAGCACUGUGCAUUGUGCUUUUAGUACUGGCUCAACAGGUGUGUGCAGGCCCAUUAGUCCUGUCUAACUCUGACCACGGUGCAGAGUCACGGGUGGAACGCAGCGUCCACACUCCAAGGAGGAUAGCCCGGAUGACCCCGCUGUGGAGGAUCAUGAACAGCAAACCGUUUGGAGCGUACUGCCAAAACAACUACGAAUGUUCCACGGGAAUCUGCAGGGCGGGACACUGCUCCACCACCCACCGCACCCCAUCAGAGCCCGUGAACUACUAGAUUCACGACCACUGUGUAUACUACCCUAAUCCUGAUGGGUUCUGAUUAUGUUUGUUUGUUUUUAUAAAUCGGUAUUUGUAUUUAUGUGUGGCAAUAUCAUAUAAGAUAGCAACAUUAAUUUACAGGCCCUUUUCAGGGGGUGUCAUUAAAUUAGCAGGAGUUGGUGCGAGGCGAUGCUACUUGCUUGGAUAGCAUGUGAUUUUUAAGGGCUGACUAGCAAGCCUUACAGUGGGUGCAAACACCUAAACAUACUUGUAGCUGUGGAACAAAACCUUCCAGACCUCAAAAUGCAAACACUAGAGGAUGUAGCUUAAUAACGAGGUUUUGCUGAUAAUCCGUGGUAUCAUAUCUUUCGGUUAGUUUCAUUGGUAUCACAGUUUUUUUAAUAUUUAUCUGUGUGACUUGGACCACUUGGAGCAAUUUCAAUUACUGGUCAUUUCGCAGAAGGCAACUGUGUUUCUUUAAGCAGUAAGACUCCAAUGAGCAGAAUUAAACACAAAGAAGUCUGUUUGCCUUUCCGCAGAUCAUGACCAUCACAAUUUUUCCAACAAUGUUGUAAUUUAAAGUCUAAAAUCAGACAUCUGACUUGCGAUGGAUCAUGAAAGUAAAGAUGGAUGAAGAAAAGUGGAAUGAGAUAUUAAAGUCAAGAAAAGACACUAUGGAAGGGAAUUGUAAAAAGGUAAAACUAAGCAAAGAAGGAGCAAAGGUUACAGAAUAUUGAAGAGAUGCUUGGGCAUCCCUAAAGUUUUAUUUUUUAUUAUAAUUAAGAACAAAUGGAGAUCACACACAUUCACAAUAUCUGUAAUGCAUGCAUGAUUUCCUCUGGUAUUUUAUUUAUUUUUGUUUAAAUGUCUGAAAUGCAUCAAUUUACAUGUAUUUUUUUAUUUUAAAUAUAUAUGGGUUUAUGACGUUUUAAUGUUUAGAAUAAUCAAUCACCAUUACUGAUCUGAGUGUACGGGAUUGUUAGGAACAGAUUUCUUUUUUCUUUCUUUCUUUCUUUUUUUUUUUUUUUACACAUCCAUCUCUUGAAAUGAAACGGCAGGUAAUGGCUGAUAUUUUGUACACUCAGAAAUGUUUGGGUAGGAUUGCACUUUUAAAGCCAAAAUUAUCUUUGUACUGUGUACUCCUUACUGUACUGUGUUGCUUAACCAAGCUGGAGAAAAUGUGGAAUAAAAGCAUUGGAGAAUAACUUGA